AGUUUGGGACAAAUCAUGGCCAGUCGUGAGCCACGUUCCCAGUCUGAGAAGCAGAGCGCCCAGCCUAACUGCUCAGGGGGCCCCCCGGAGGUGACAGAGGUGGACGUCAUCCCAGGGCCGUCAGCACCCUGUGUGGACUCCAGCCCCCCGCCUCGAUCCACUGGCCAGAAGAGGAAGAGGCGCAGGUCAGCGGAGGAGGCGGCGGAGGAGGAGACGCAGGAGGAGACGGCCCCUGGGGCUCGGGACACCUGGGUUGUGGAGACCCUGUGUGGGCUCAAGAUGAAGCUGAAGAGGCAGCGGGUGUCUUCAGUGCUGCCCGAACACCACGAGGCCUUCACCAGGCUGCUCGAGGAUCCUGUCAUUAAGAGAUUCCUGGCCUGGGACACCAAUCUGAGGGUGUCUGACAAGUACCUGCUGUCCAUGGUGAUCGCGUACUUCAGCCGCGCGGGCCUCUUCGCCUGGCAGUACCAGCGCAUUCACUUCUUCCUGGCCCUCUACCUGGCCCUCGACAUGGAAGAGAACUACCAUGCCCCUAAACAGGCCAUCUUCUCCUUCCUCUACGGGGAGAACAACUGCUCCCAGCGCCCCUUGUUCCACAAACUGCGCUUCCAGUUCUUCUGCUCCAUGGGCUGGAGGGCAAGGGUCUCCCCAGAGGAGUGCGAACAGAUCCAAGCUUAUGAUCCAGACCUCUGGGUGUGGGGGCGAGAUCGUGCCCUCAUUUCCGAGACCACCGUGCCUAAGCUGUGGCAGCGGAGACGCAAGCGGAAGAAGUGCGGAGAGAAAGAACGGGGUGCUCACGGGCCACUGGACAGCUCCAGAGAUGUGGGGGCAGCUGAUGACCUGUGA
This is a messenger RNA of Molossus molossus (Pallas's mastiff bat), 846 nucleotides long. Its product is annotated as speedy protein E4-like. The transcript is spliced from 7 exons. NCBI's taxonomy places the organism in Eukaryota, Metazoa, Chordata, Mammalia, Chiroptera, Molossidae. Gene Ontology annotation, biological process: positive regulation of cyclin-dependent protein serine/threonine kinase activity. Bases 16 to 846 code for a protein of 276 amino acids. Gene Ontology annotation, molecular function: protein kinase binding. The record is from RefSeq and is a predicted model, not a curated record.